ACUGGAACAAUCCAGGCAAUCUAAUCCCAUCCUUUAUGUGCCCUUGCAGCGCCAGGCCGCGGCACAGCCCCACAGCAGUGAGCCCUGCAGCCGCGGCGCCCCGGCCCCUUGUCCCGGUGUCAGAUCUGGUGACGCUGCUCCCUGCCAGGUUUCAUCAUGUUUGCCCGUCCCUGCUGAUGCCAGGCUGGCAGCAGCGAGGAGCAGGGUAUAAAAGUGGGAGGGAGGCUGAGCACAUCAGUGUGCUCCGAGAUGGCCUCGCUCACUCUGCUCACCGGCCUGGCCGUGCUGCUGAACGCCCACCUCGGCUCUGCCUAUGUGCUGACCUGUUACUUCACCAACUGGGCCCAGUACCGGCCUGGCCUGGGCAAGUUCAGCCCUGAGAACAUCGACCCCAACCUGUGCAACCACCUGAUCUACGCCUUCGCCGGCAUGAACAACAACGAGAUCAGCACGUACGAGUGGAACGACGAGACCCUCUACAGGUCCUUCAAUGGCCUCAAGAGCCAGAACAAAGAUCUGAAGACCCUGCUGGCCAUUGGAGGAUGGAAUUUCGGCACGCAGAAGUUCUCCACCAUGGUCUCCACACCCCAGAACCGCCAGACCUUCAUCAAGUCCGUGGUCAAAUUCCUGCGGCAGUACGGAUUCGAUGGGCUGGACCUGGACUGGGAAUACCCCGGCUCCAGGGGCAGCCCUGCCCAGGACAAGGCUCUCUUCACCGUCCUGGUUAAGGAGCUGCUGGCAGCCUUCGAGCAGGAGGCCAGAGAGACCAACCAGCCCCGGCUCAUGGUCACCGCCGCCGUGGCUGCCGGACUUUCCACCAUCCAGGCCGGCUACGAGAUCGCCGAGCUGGGCAAGUACCUGGAUUACUUCCACGUCAUGACCUACGACUUCCACGGCUCCUGGGAGCGGAACACGGGCGAGAACAGCCCCCUGUUCGCCGGCCCUGCUGACAGCGGCGACUACAAAUACUUCAACGUGGAAUACGCCAUGAAUUAUUGGAAGAGCAAUGGUGCCCCAGCUGAGAAGCUCCUGGUGGGAUUCCCAACCUAUGGAAAGAGCUUCACCCUGCAGAACCCAUCCGACACCUCCGUUGGAGCUCCGGCAUCCGGCCCUGGCCCCGCCGGGCCUUACACCAGGGAGGCCGGAACUCUGGCUUACUACGAGAUCUGCUCUCUCCUGGGUUCUGGAGCCACCCAGGCUUGGGAUGCCCCCCAGGAUGUCCCCUACGCCUACAAGGGCAGCGAAUGGGUCGGCUACGACAACGUCAAGAGCUUCGGCCUCAAGGUGGACUGGCUGAAGAAGAACGGCUUUGGAGGGGCCAUGGUGUGGGCCCUGGACAUGGAUGACUUCAGUGGGGAUUUCUGCCACGAGGGCAAAUACCCCCUGAUCUCCAGCCUGAAGAAGGGCCUGGGGCUGCAGGGCGGCGGCUGCGCUCCCCCCGCUGAGCCCCAGCCUCCCAUCACUGAGGCUCCCACCACCACCGCCAGCGGCGGCUCCGGAUUCUGCGCCGGGAAACCCAACGGGAUUUACGCAGACCCCAGCAACAAGAGGAACUUCUACAGCUGCCUGAACGGCGAUACCUUCGUGCAGAGCUGCCAGCUGGGGCUGGUCUUCGACCCCGGCUGCUCCUGCUGCAACUGGCCCCAGUGAUCCCAACGCUUUUCCAUCCCUCGGGUUGAAUUGCGUGCAAUCAUGGUGAUUCAAUAAAGCUUUUUGAAAGCAUU
Vidua chalybeata is the source of this 1724-nucleotide messenger RNA. RefSeq names its product acidic mammalian chitinase-like. Gene Ontology annotation, biological process: carbohydrate metabolic process; chitin catabolic process. Gene Ontology annotation, molecular function: chitin binding; chitinase activity. The record is from RefSeq and is a predicted model, not a curated record. Lineage: Eukaryota; Metazoa; Chordata; Aves; Passeriformes; Viduidae. The transcript has 11 exons. Gene Ontology annotation, cellular component: extracellular region. The coding region runs from base 250 to 1650 and encodes 466 amino acids.